This is a messenger RNA of Ipomoea nil (Japanese morning glory), 799 nucleotides long. Its product is annotated as calcium-binding allergen Ole e 8-like. Gene Ontology annotation, molecular function: calcium ion binding. Bases 96 to 569 code for a protein of 157 amino acids. The transcript has a single exon. Lineage: Eukaryota; Viridiplantae; Streptophyta; Magnoliopsida; Solanales; Convolvulaceae. The record is from RefSeq and is a predicted model, not a curated record.
UACACCUAAAUAUCUACUUUAGCAACCACCAGCACCAUCGCUUCUCUUCUUCAUUGAAUCAUUUCAUCCCUAAAAAUUUCACGAAAUUCGCAACAAUGGCGUCAAAUGGACACCCUAAACCCGCGCCUCUGGAGUGCUCGCAGGACAUGAACGAGGUCCAGAAGGUCUUCGAUCGGUUCGAUUCCAACCACGACGGCAAGAUCUCUCCGGAGGAGCUAUCCGGCGUCCUGGAGAAGCUCGGAUCCGGCGUCUCCCCCAAGGAGGUGUGCGAGAUUAUGGAGGACAUCGACACGAACAAGGACGGCUUCAUCAAUCUCCAGGAGUUCGCCGGAUUCUGCAAGGGCCGCGACGGAGACAGCGCCGACAAGGAGCUCCGCGAGGCCUUCGAGCUCUACGAUCAGGACAGGAACGGCUUGAUCUCCGCCGCCGAGCUCCACUUGAUCCUCACGCGCCUCGGAGAGCAAUGCUCCGUCGACGACUGCGCCGGGAUGAUCAAGUCCUUCGACACCGACGGCGACGGCAACGUCAGCUUUGAGGAGUUCAGGACGAUGAUGGCCGUCAAGCCCUAACUCAUAGUGAGUCAACGCGUUUUCUAAAGGUUGGCGCACGGAAUUUCGGUGUGCGCGUCUGUAGGUUAUCCCUUCUUCUAGCGUAAAGUAAUGUUGGGCUUUUUAGCGUAAAUAAUGACUGUUUGCUGGGUUAUUACUUAUUAGAUGAUGGCGUGUGGAAUAUACGGACCAUACGGAAAUGUCAAAUGUGUAAUCAAAUCUCUAACAUUACUUUGUUGACUUUGGAUUUA